UGGCUAAAAAUUUGAUUAAAGUUGCAGGAAGUAAAGUGCACUUGUCUUUUUAUUCCGUGGAAAAUAUUUUAUUUUAUUAUUACUCACAUUUAUUGUAAUUCAAUUUGGAAAAUAAUACAUCACCAUGGCUGCUGUAGAAGUGGAACUUUCAAAGUACGAACAACAUUUACGAAACCUGAAACAAUCAGGACAUGUGGGCUUUGAUAGCCUCCCCGACCAAUUGGUUAAUAAAAGUGUCCAAAAUGGAUUUGUUUUUAAUAUUAUGUGCAUUGGAGAAACUGGUCUUGGUAAAUCAACCCUAAUGGACACCUUAUUCAAUACCAGUUUCGAAUCGACACCAAGUCCUCAUACUUUACCAAAUGUAAAACUAAAGGCUCAUACCUAUGAACUCCAAGAGAGUAAUGUUCGAUUGAAGUUGACCAUAUGUGACACUGUUGGUUAUGGAGAUCAAAUCAACAAAGAUGAUUCCUUCAAAGCAGUCGUUGAUUACAUUGAUGCACAAUUUGAAGCAUAUCUCCAAGAAGAAUUGAAAAUUAAACGUUCAUUAUCUUCAUGUCACGAUAGCCGCAUUCAUGUUUGUUUGUAUUUCAUUUGUCCCACCGGACACGGACUCAAAUCUCUCGAUUUGGUGUGCAUGAAGAAAUUAGACACAAAAGUCAAUAUCAUUCCGAUUAUUGCUAAAGCAGAUACAAUUUCCAAAGCCGAAUUGCAACGAUUCAAGGCAAAAAUUAUUCAAGAAUUGAGCAACAAUGGCGUUCAAAUAUAUCAAUUUCCAACUGACGAUGAAACUGUUGCCGAAACUAAUACCGCUAUGAAUGCUCAUGUACCAUUUGCUGUUGUCGGCAGUACAGAAUUCGUUAGGGUGGCUAAUAAAAUGAUUCGUGCCCGUCAAUAUCCAUGGGGUACAGUUCAAGUGGAGAACGAAACACAUUGUGAUUUUGUUAAAUUGCGUGAAAUGUUGAUUCGAACGAAUAUGGAAGAUAUGCGCGAGAAGACACACACUCGGCACUAUGAACUCUAUCGUCAGAAGAGACUCGAACAAAUGGGAUUCACUGAUGUGGAUAGUGAUAAUAAACCAGUUUCAUUCCAACAAACUUUCGAAACCAAACGUUCACAACAUCUGGCUGAGCUUCAAGCUAAGGAAGAAGAAGUUAGACAAAUGUUUGUUCAACGCGUCAAAGAGAAGGAAGCUGAACUUAAAGAAAGCGAAAAAGAGCUUCAUGCUAAGUUUGAUAAACUUAAAAAAGAUCACGCUGAUGAAAAACGAAAACUUGAAGAAUCAAGAAAAAAACUCGAAGAAGAAUUUGUCGAAUUUAAUAGACGUAAAGCACAAAUGGUUGCUUCUCAUACAUUGACAUUGGGCAAGAGUAAGAAGAAGUAAAUUCUGCUCAAAAAAAAGAAUAUUAAAUGAUCACUUAAUUAAUAGCAGCAGAAAGAUCGUUUUUUGAAUCUAUUUCAAUUAUAUUAACAGUAUUUAGCAUUCAUAUUACAUAGUUUUUUUCUGUGUCUUUUUCGAUAAAGAUAUAAAACAUAAUUCAAGUAAAUUUUAUUCAUUUAAAAUUAUAAUUCUUUUUUUGCUCUAUAAAACAUAACAAAAAAAAAAAGAAAAAAAAAACACACAAAAUAUAAUGACAAAUUUAUUAUUUAAGCUAUAAAUUGUAUUAAAAACAAAAAUUUUAAAUGUUUUAGUUGAAACAUUAUUAAAGUGU
This is a messenger RNA of Episyrphus balteatus (marmalade hoverfly), 1709 nucleotides long. Its product is annotated as septin-2. Gene Ontology annotation, cellular component: cell division site; septin ring; microtubule cytoskeleton. The record is from RefSeq and is a predicted model, not a curated record. The coding region runs from base 125 to 1381 and encodes 418 amino acids. Gene Ontology annotation, molecular function: GTPase activity; molecular adaptor activity; GTP binding. NCBI's taxonomy places the organism in Eukaryota, Metazoa, Arthropoda, Insecta, Diptera, Syrphidae. Gene Ontology annotation, biological process: cytoskeleton-dependent cytokinesis. The transcript is spliced from 5 exons.